Molecule: messenger RNA, 519 nt
Organism: Lathyrus sativus (Indian pea)
Lineage: Eukaryota; Viridiplantae; Streptophyta; Magnoliopsida; Fabales; Fabaceae
Source: the annotation of a GenBank genome assembly
AUGAGCAAUGAGAAUGGACAGAAACCCCCACCGUCAAUACUCGUUGGUCGAUUCAAGGCUUUGCUGAAGCAACAUGAGGAUGACCCAAGGCUGAGAAAUUCACAACCUUCAACCGAAGAAAUUAUUCCGAUUUACGAGUUGUUAUUGGCUGAACUCGAGUCUAAUGUGAAACCUAUCACCACUGAUCUUACCAUCAUUGUUGAACAACAUAGGGAACAGGCUAGAGGGAUCGCUUAUGCUAUUUGCGCUCGUAUUCUUGAGGUGUCUGCAGAUCAUAAGCUUCCUUCACUCCAUCUUCUGGACAAUGUUGUGAAAAAUGUUGGCCAGGAGUAUGUUCGAUACUUCUCAUUACGUCUACCCGAAGUUUUCUGCGAGGCAUACAGGGAGCAGUUAAUAAUCAACCGUCAAGUGUUAAUCCCCUCCAAGCAAAGUGAAGACUCCAAAGGAAAUCACAGUUGCAAAAACUGGAAUGCUAUGAAUUACACGCUCCAACAGCUUCUACAUUCUGAUGAAGAUUAA